GAGGAUUUUUUUUUUUUGUGUGUGUGUGUGUGUGUGUGUGUGUGUGUGUGUGUGUCGAGCUGGGCUGGUGGCUGUUUCAAUCAAAGGGAAGGCAGAGGGAAGGGAGACUCUGCGGAGAGAUGUAAGAUGGCAGAGCUACAAAUGUUGUUAGAGGAAGAGAUUCCGGCCGGUAAAAGAGCGCUAGUAGAGAGUUACCAAAACCUCACCAGAGUAGCAGACUACUGCGAGAACAAUUAUGUCCAGGCCCAGGACAAGAGGAAAGCACUGGAGGAGACCAAAGCCUACACCACCCAGUCCCUGGCCAGCGUGGCCUACCAGAUCAAUGCCUUAGCCAACAAUGUACUCCAGCUGCUGGACAUCCAGGCCUCGCAGCUGCGGCGCAUGGAGUCCUCCAUCAACCACAUCUCCCAGACGGUGGACAUCCAUAAAGAGAAGGUAGCCAGGCGGGAGAUCGGGAUCCUGACCACCAACAAGAACACGUCGAGGACCCAUAAGAUCAUAGCGCCAGCUAAUGUGGAGCGGCCGGUCAGGUACAUCAGGAAGCCCAUUGACUACACUGUAUUGGACGACGUCGGCCAUGGCGUUAAGCAACAUGGAAACAAUCAGUCAAUCAGAGGAGGAACACUAUCAAGGACCAAUCCGCCCACGCAGAAGCCCCCGAGCCCUCCCAUGUCAGGGCGUGGCACGCUUGGACGCAACACAUCCUACAAGACCCUGGAGCCGGUGAAGCCGCCCACGGUGCCCAACGACUACAUGACCAGCCCCGCCCGACUAGGCAGCCAGCACGGCCAGCAGCACAGCCCUGGACGCACGGCGUCACUCAACCAGAGGCAACGCACACACAGUGGAAGCAGUGGGGGUAGUAGCAGUAGGGAGAACAGCGGCAGCAGCGGUACUGGCAUUCCCAUCGCCGUGCCUACACCCUCCAUCCCCAACUCUGGUCCAGUCCCGCCCAUGUCCACUCCACUGGGAGCCCCUCCACCACCCCCACCCCCUCCUCCACCACUUCCUCCCGCUCCUUUCAUGGCCGGGCUCGGCCCCCCACCACCACCACCUAUAGUGGUGGCCCCUGGGCCUGGUCUGGGCCCCGCUCCAAUGUCCCAGUUUGGAACCAUCUCGCGGCAGAUUUCGCGGCACAACCCCUCCAACUCCUCUGUCUCUAUGGUUUCGGCCACGGGCACCUACCGCCGGGCGCCGUCGGUCACUUCCCAGUUCUCCUUGCAGCAGCAGCAACAACUACAGCAGCAGCAACAACUACAGCAGCAGCAACAACAACUGCCUCAUAUUAAUGGAGGCACUCCUGGCUAUGGCCAGAACUCAAUGUCUAUCGCUCCUCCUCCUCCCCCAAUGCCCCAGCUGACUCCACAGAUACCUCUGACUGGCUUUGUGGCCAGGAUGCAGGAGAGCAUUGCAGAUACUCCCACCCCACCUCCCCCUCCCCCUCCAGAUGACUUGCCCAUGUUUGACGACUCUCCUCCCCCUCCGCCACCUCCUCCAGUUGAUUACGAGGAGGAGGAUGCUGCCGUCGUGCAGUACAACGACCCCUACGCUGAUGGAGACCCACAGUGGGCACCCAAGAUCUACAACGAGAAAGUGGUGGCUAUCUACGACUACAGCAAGGACAAGGACGACGAGUUGUCUUUCAUGGAGGGGGCAAUCAUUUACGUCAUCAAGAAGAACGACGACGGCUGGUUCGAGGGCGUCUGCAACGGCGUCACCGGACUGUUCCCCGGCAACUACGUGGAGUCCAUCAUGCACUACACCGACUGAAGGGACCUCGCAGUAACAGUACAGUCUAUUUAUUCAGUCAUAUCAUAAUCCACUGAGUGACUGACCGCAGCAAUCUUGACUCCUGAGUCGCAUAGACAUAACUGUAUGAUCCCCUUUUGAUAUGACAGAAUGUUCUUUCCCUUACUGAUUGCAAAUAAAAUGAAAAGUAAUAUCUAUUUAGUUUAUUUUGGUGUUAUGGGCGGGUUGGGGGACAUUUAUGGAAUAUGUAAAAAAAUAAAAAUAAAAAAAAUAAAUACAGUUUCUAAAGAAUUGGACUGCACAUGCUCACACCGGUUGAACUCAAAGAUUAUAGUCACAUAGCUGAAUGAUGUACGACAUCAUCUUGCCUGGACAAAAAAAAUUGGGAUUCAGAAUUUAAUCCGUUUUGAAUGAGAGUAUUAGGUUUGAACAAAUAAAAUGUUAAUAUCAUGUAAACAUCUUCAGUUGACGUGUUUGUACUGUCAGUUGUAUAUAAUGUGAGCUGCAGUCACUUGGGUUUAUGUAAUGUGAAUUCAGUGAAUGUCGAUUAUGAUAGUUUUCAUUAGUGGUGCCCUUCUCGACUCCAUAAGGCUCAUUCGGGGGAAAAAAUAAAAAUAAAAACUCAGAUGGCCUGUCAAUAAUUUUCAAAUUUAAAUACUGUAUAUGGUAUUUCAAAGACAAUUACUCCUGAAAAAUCAGUCUUGGCGUUAAAGCAUGCAAAAUUUUAAGCGAUAUAAUGUAAUCUUAAGUUUAUUGCCAUUAUGCUUCCAUUAUGUUGUACAUGUAUUCACCUUUUUAAUUUUUAUUAUACUGUUGAAAUCACUGAACCUUUUAGACUCUGAAGUGAAUUUCAGGCUUUCCCAUGGUCUCACCCUCUAAAUGCCGGUUUGCAUUUGAUUUGCUUCAUGGAAAUGAAAUGGAUUUUACUUUUUCAUGCAUUUAGAUCUGUUUAAAGUAAGAUAACACAUUCCAUUUUUGCUUAUUACCAAGCAUUUUAAGAUUAUGUCACAUCACUGUUAACUUUAUACUAAUCCACAUAAAGUCUGUAGAAUCCAUUGGUGACAUUGGCAAUAAUGGACUAUGGCUCUGAUAGACAGCAGGUGGUGUGCAGUGAUAAUUGGACGGACUGUCGUGCCUGACACUGCCAUGUGACAAUUCAGAUAUAAUGUAGACCAAUAAACAACUGUAAUACCUCCUCAGUCUUCACCAAGCAACAAUAACCUGCUCUAGGUUCAAGGACCAUGUUGAAUGCUCUGAACAUGAAAUCCUCUGGGCUGCACAGGUGUACAUAUUUUAACUCAAGUAAAACCAACCAAUCAAUAUUAGCUGUCACUCAGGUCUAGGAAUCAUCUUGAAAACAUUAUAUUUUUUCUGUUGUCCCUCAAACAUGACCUUUUUUUUUUUUUUUUACUUUUGACUUCCAAAUGCAUUGGUCACUGUUUAGCAUUUCAGGAUACUGCAGCUAAUGCCUUGAUAUUUUGCCCAUUUGCUUUAGUAUUUCCAAUUAAAAAAUAUGUUCCGGCUCAAUUCCAUAGGUAGAAAUACUGAAAUCUAUCUCUGUCUGCCCUUCAUUUGUACAUAUAAUAUGUUGAUUGAAAAAUUAAUGUACAGUCUUUUAUAAUAAACAAUUCUAUGUACAACA
Molecule: messenger RNA, 3391 nt
Organism: Siniperca chuatsi (mandarin fish)
Lineage: Eukaryota; Metazoa; Chordata; Actinopteri; Centrarchiformes; Sinipercidae
Gene: abi1a
Product: abl-interactor 1a
Exons: 11
Coding region: 127-1770 (547 amino acids)
Cellular component (GO): lamellipodium; intracellular anatomical structure
Molecular function (GO): SH3 domain binding
Source: RefSeq, a predicted model, not a curated record